Messenger RNA from Daphnia magna, 1645 nucleotides. RefSeq lists its product as uncharacterized. The transcript is spliced from 3 exons. Lineage: Eukaryota; Metazoa; Arthropoda; Branchiopoda; Diplostraca; Daphniidae. The record is from RefSeq and is a predicted model, not a curated record. The coding region runs from base 294 to 1466 and encodes 390 amino acids.
AGGUAUAUAAAAACUGAACAAGGCUGAGCGCGCGAUUCUGUUGUUGCACGACAUUGUACCUCACUAGAAUCCUUACCACACCCUCGAUUUAGGGUACACCGCAUUGCUAUUAGUACUACUCAGCCCUGUGCUUCACAACUCGCACGGUAGUCAGUAAUCACAGUGAAACACGAGACAUCCUUCAACUUUAAAGCGACGCCAAUAGUUUUUCUCGACUACGCCAGAAUUUAGUUAUCUACUUUCUUAUUCUACAAGUUUCAUCACUUUCAAGCCGCCACGUGGUUUCAGCUGCCAUGUCGUCGAUAAACUCUAGGGGUAAAGGUGCUGGCUAUCGUUAUUCUGCAUGUGAAGAAUCGUACGACUCGACUGGCAGUGAAUCUGAAAACGAUUCUGGUUGCUCUCAUUUUUACCGGCAAACAGCCAAAGUACGGUUCACUCGAACAACGUCUAAGAUUCAACAUCACUUGCAAACGAAGGCAGCUUCUGAUGAAGGAAAGCAAGAGUUGUUUGGCUGUCUCCGGCGAUCGAGCAGCACCAGCCAAAUGUCUCAGUACUUGGAAAGCAGUCAUGCUGUCAAGGGCGAAAGAGGAAGUUUAGGUAAUAGACGUAGUCCAGAGUCCGAAAAAAGGUACCAAGAACUAGAGAAAACUCGCCGAGAAAUUCAGCGGAUGGAUCACUUCCAACAGCUGGAGCAGCAGAAGCGUGAAGAACGAAGUAAGACUAAUUCCACGCUGUCUUCAUCAGCGCCCCUUCCUUCCCCACCCCUCUGCCAGCCGUGUUUGCUUCCAGAUUCCUGGAUCACUCAGUUGCCUUCAUUAGCUGAAUCGUCACUGGAUGAACGGGUGUUGCCAUCGUCCCCGUCUUCCAGUAAUUCAUUCUGUUGUUGGGACUGGUGUGUUAGCGAUCAAUCUUCGUGGCCGCCUCACGUUGACUUGGAGCCGUUUACCGGCAACCCAAUGGACUGGCCUUUCUUCAUACAACGCUUCAAGACAUGGAUUCACGACGCUAUGCCCAAUGAUACGCUACGGAUGAUCUACUUGGAAGAACUUCUUUCACCUGAGCUCCGCCAAAAAUGUGUGUCGCAUUUUAUCCAUCCUGGCCGCUACCGGAAGCUGCUCGCUCAUCUCAGAAACCACUAUGGACACCCUUUAUUAGUGGUUCGCUCGUGCUUUGAAGGGCUUAGGCAAUUGGCUCCAAUGGACUCGGCCAAUCUCAAAUCUUCACUUAGCGACUUAUCAGAAAGGGUACAGCACAUUUUGGCAAUUUUGAAGGUGGUGGGUUGCGAGGAAGAAGUUCGCAGUUUCGCUGCUCUUGAACUCUCCGGUUUAGUGAACAAGUUAUCUGAAGAUUUGCGGGAAGUAUGGGCUCUCCACAUCAAAGAAAAAUCAUCUGUGGUGCCGUUGCCGCACUUAGGGGAAUUCGCCACUUGGCUAGAAAGAUAUGCCGAAUCUACAAGGAGGAGAUGAUACCGAUAGUUCAAUCAUCGGCAGUUCACCAACGACAAAAACGCUGGGUCAUGCAUGGCUUGACAGUUGACACCUUAUGGAAAAGAUGAUGCCAUGUCCUUGUAAAUUGAUCUAAACGGUACAGAUAAAACAGUAAACAAAUACUGUGAUAGCUGAUAAUACAUUGUUUAUUUGACAGA